GACACCGAGAGUCCAGUCAGAACCUGCUUCCAGUCAGAACCUGCUCCCCAUCAGAACCGGUCCUGUCACCAUGUCGGCGCUGAAGCCCGGCUCGUGUCUGCGUUCUCUGGUUCUGACCCCCCAGAAAGUCCCGAGCUUCAUCAUUCCGUCCCGCAGCCCGCUGCGUUUCUCGCCAUGGCCCGGCCGGCGCUCCCCAGACCGGACCCGCCUGCUGCCGGACUCCGAGGAGGAAGACGGGACGGUGGCGAGUCCGAUGGCGGCGAGUCCUUCGCGCUUCCUGCCGCGCCAGCCGCGCCAGCCGCGGUCCAGAGCCCCCCGAGACACGGACCUGACAACGGCGGCUGCCAUGUCGCUGACGCACGUCGGCAAGGUGACCACGCCCUACGGCUUCGGCGCCGUGCUGGCAGCGAGCCCCUGCACCCGCCGGAGGGAGUCCCUGUUUCACCACCCCCCCACUCCGACUACGCCACGGCCCCCCCCACAGGACCCGUGGGCCCCCCCUGCACCCCCCGGUCCUGGUCCUGGCCCUGGUCCUGGUCCUGGCCCCGGUCCUGGUCCAGGCCGGUCCCGGGUCAGCCUGCGUCCCGUCAGAGCGUUCGGGCUGCAGGUGAUGAAGGAACUGAAGAGACCAGCGGCUGCUCUGAAGGAGGUGCUAAGCCCCGCCCACCGGGGGACACGCCCCAUGUGA
Sander lucioperca (pikeperch) is the source of this 688-nucleotide messenger RNA. Its product is annotated as C2 calcium-dependent domain-containing protein 4B-like. NCBI's taxonomy places the organism in Eukaryota, Metazoa, Chordata, Actinopteri, Perciformes, Percidae. The record is from RefSeq and is a predicted model, not a curated record. Bases 71 to 688 code for a protein of 205 amino acids. The transcript has 3 exons.